Messenger RNA from Fraxinus pennsylvanica, 402 nucleotides. Lineage: Eukaryota; Viridiplantae; Streptophyta; Magnoliopsida; Lamiales; Oleaceae. The record is from the annotation of a GenBank genome assembly.
AUGCAAAGGUCGCUUGACGGUGACUUGAUUCCAGCUGAUCCAGAAAUCAAACGGACCUUCCAUCAUAGGCAAAGAGAAGCAAGAACAGGCAUCUCAGAUGAUGCUGUCAGACUACAGUUGUUCCCCAAUACGCUACAUGGCAAAGUACUAGAGUGGUUGGAUUCUCAACCUAUUGUCAGCAUCAAUACAUGGGACGACUUAGCUCAGAAAUUCUGCACAAAGUUCUUUCCACUGGCCAAAAUUACAAAAUUGAAGUAUGACAUCUCAAUUUUCCGUCAAGGUAAAUCAGAAUCAUUUGAUGAAGUUUGGAAUCGUUUCAAAAACAUGCUAAGGAAGUGUCCUCAUCAAGGUAUUAGCAAAGGACUCCAGGUCCAAUAUUUUGAUGCGGGAUUACUUCCAUAA